AAUUGCGAUGUAAACAAACAGUCCUGAGAUGUUUACAGACGAAGUGGCGAGCACGUGUGUUUCCAGUUCGGCAAUUUUAAAUUAGUUUAUUUGUUUUAGUCUUGUGUAAUAAAGUUUUCACUAAGAUCCUCGAAUCCGUCUUGCUGUGUUUUCAUAUCCUCGACAACGUAAACGCUUUCCGCGAAGGCUGUCAAUUUCUAGCUAACCUCCUUGAAGACGAGUGAAGAUGGUCGUUAUCACGAACUUUUCUCCUCCAACGGAAGGUCUAAGGCACGUUGAGGAAAAUACUGUGGCCGUUAUGAACAACAAAGAACUAGGAUCAGGAACAUUAUAUGUAUCAGAAAGCAACUUAUCAUGGAAAAACGUUGACACAGACUCCGGCUUUUCUUUGGAAUACAUACACAUUGCUCUUCAUGCAGUCAGUAGAGACCUCACAGCAUAUCCUAAAGAAUGUCUCUACGUCAUGGUUGACAAGAAAUUAGAAGAUGAUGAAGAAGCGGCGGAAGAUGAAGAGUCUGAUGAAGAAGGGGAUUCCAAUUCUGGCAUGACAGAGAUGAGAUUUAUUCCUGAAAAUAAAAGUUCCUUGGACAGUAUAUUCACUGCGAUGAACUAUUGCCAGUCCCUGCAUCCUGAUCCAGUUCAGAGCCUUUCAGAGGAUGAAGGGGAGGAGGAUGAAGAUGAAGAUGAGAUGGGAGAUGAGGAUGAUCGCCACAUAGGAGUUGCUGCCAAUGGUUGUGCAAAUGGACUCAAUGGAAGCGAUCACACACCAAUGGAAACAGAUGGUCAAUUUGAAGAUGCAGAAUCUUAGUCACUCAGCAAAGCAGAAAUCAGCUGUGGUAAACGUAAAGCGUAUAUUGUCAGUGGAACUCAAAAAUCAUGUAUCUUGUUUGCGGUGUUAACAAGUCCCUGCUCCCGUUUUAUUUUUUCCAGGAGGACAAUCUGAUAUCAUUCCUUAAAGUUCUUUAGAAUUUCCUUCGGAAGAGUAGAAAGAUCAUGCUAGUUUUCAAGAGUUUAAGUUGGGUAGUUCUCUAUCUAAAAAAUAAAGUAUGACAGGAAGUUUGCAACUUCGCAAAUUGAGAUACAUGCUUUGGGAGUUUCAUCAAUGAUGCGACAGUUUUCAUUCAAAAUACAAAAGUUGUGAUAAAGUAGGUUUCAGAAACCAACAACUGACCAGUCUGAACCAGUCUGUUCUUUAAUACGCUUUGAAACUUUUGCAUGUGGUCUGAUAGUGUUUUGAAAGUCAUUUUUUAGUAAUUGAGAUCUUCCUUGUCAGGUCAUUUUCUGAAACUGAACAAAAAUUUUUGUUGGUUGUUUACAUUUCUUGUCAAAACAUUUUUGUUUUCAUGGCCUCAUUUUUUCUAUUUAUUAUAUCAAUGUUAAAUACUGAACUUUAUCAUUGAAGUAAUGACAUAACAUUCUAUGAGGAGUGUGGAUUGUUCAGGAAAUGAAUUAUUUUUUAGUUGUGUUGAAUGUAAUCUUUAAAUAUCACUAAAUUGAGAACUUCAGGAGCAUUUUCAUUACUUGAGUGUAUUGUCAAAAACACAAUUUAAAUUUUAAAUUUCAAAGCAGCUUGUAUCACUCUUAUUUUAAUCACGUUUAAAAGUAUGCGAUAAAACCCCUUCCAUAAUGAAAACAAUUGUAAUCUUUUCUCACGAAUUUUACAAGCACUCACUCUUCACAUUAAUUGUUUCAUUUUUUCUAUGACAAAAUAAAAAAAAAAUUAAAUGAAAAUCCAGUA
Bemisia tabaci is the source of this 1738-nucleotide messenger RNA. RefSeq names its product chloride nucleotide-sensitive channel icln (gene icln). Gene Ontology annotation, cellular component: pICln-Sm protein complex; spliceosomal complex; methylosome. The record is from RefSeq and is a predicted model, not a curated record. NCBI's taxonomy places the organism in Eukaryota, Metazoa, Arthropoda, Insecta, Hemiptera, Aleyrodidae. Gene Ontology annotation, biological process: mRNA cis splicing, via spliceosome; cell volume homeostasis; chloride transport.